Acanthamoeba castellanii str. Neff is the source of this 1980-nucleotide messenger RNA. RefSeq lists its product as uncharacterized. The coding region runs from base 1 to 1980 and encodes 659 amino acids. The record is from RefSeq and is a predicted model, not a curated record. The transcript is spliced from 11 exons. Gene Ontology annotation, biological process: DNA integration; DNA recombination. Lineage: Eukaryota; Discosea; Longamoebia; Acanthamoebidae. Gene Ontology annotation, molecular function: DNA binding.
AUGGCCAUGGUCGAGACCAAGGACAAGGCCGUCGAAGAGGCCAAGGGCGGCCUGGAGGAGCUGGUGCGGCGGGCGGGCCGCGAGCUGGGCCUCGGGGCGCGGGCGGACGACGAGCUGCGGGCCGUCGCCACGCGCCUCCACGACAACUGGUUCCACGCCCCGGCCGACCUCGCCCACCUCACCCACGACGAUGCGGCCCGGUUGCGGAUUCCGCUGCGGCUGUACCAGGAGCUGGUGCGCAUGGCCGACGCACCACCACCUGCCGCCGCCGCCGCCGCCGCCCCCGCGGCCCCGGCCGCCAGCACCACCCCCGCUGCGCCGUUGACGUCGGCGGUCCCGGUAGCACCGGCACGAGUGAAGGGACGGCCGCGUGGUCGCAGUGGUGACGGCGGCCGAAGGGCCGAAGGCGAAAAGGCGACGGGCGAGAGCGCGGAAGUCGAGGCCUCGGCUUCGGCGGAAGCCGGCACUGCAGGCACGAAGUCCUCGAAGACCGGAAGCCGGCGGGGCGAAGCGACGCGCACGAAGGGCGAAAAGGCGACGGCCAUGGCGAGCGUGGAGGGCGAAGAGGCGACGACAGAGGCGGAGGGCGAAGAAGAAGAAGAAGAGGCGACGACAGAAGUGCGGGCGAGAGCGCGACAGGCGGGGAGCAUGCGGCUGGGGUGGGGCCGGAGCGGCGCCGUGCGGCUGGUGGCGCGGAAAAAGAACACCGACCGGACGCCCUAUGGUCUGCGCGCCGCCGAGAUCGGGCCGGGCCUCGCCGCCCAGCUCACCGCCUUCCGUCGCUUCCUCACCACCAAAUUCUACGGGCAGCAAGAGUCGCCGGUGGGGCAGGAGACGGCGGCGAUGUACCAGAAGCACGCCCUGCUGUUCCUCGGUUGGCUCUGGCGCCACCGCGAGGCCGCCCCGGGCGCCGCCUCGCCCGCCCUGCCCACCAAAGUCCAAAAGUUGACGUUGGACAGCCUGUUCGCGAAUUCGAGCCGCGAGUCGGCGUCGGUGGUGUACGAGUACGUGCAUUGGCUGGUCACGGUGCGCGGCCACACGCCCAGCGGCGAGCUCAAGGCCCUCCACUCUCUCGUGGCCCUCGCCAAGUUCCUCUUCCACAAGCAGAGCAAGUCCGACCCCGCCGAGGGGGACAAGGCGUAUUCGGACAUCGGGGUGGUGCGAGAGCUGCGGAGGCUAGCGAGCGACGCGGCGGCUCGGGCCAAGAUCGCGCCCAAGGUCUCCAACGAGCGCGCCAAGUGGCUCGACUGGCCCGAGUACCUGCGGUGCGUGGAGCUGCUGCAGAGCGAGUGUGCGGAGAAGGACAAGCUGCAUCACCGGCGCUCACCCAGCGCGGUCGCCCAAAGCUUCCAGCUCUACCUCAUCAUAUUGAGCUGCGUGCCGGAUAGGCAGCGCACACUCCGGGAGCUCGAGGUCGGCAAGACGCUGUUCAAAACGGAGGAGAGGGAGAGCGGGGCCGUGCGGUGGGAGAUCCGGCACGGACCCGGCGACUACAAGACCGGCAAAAUAUACGGCGAACGGCCCCCGCUCCUCAUCGCACCCCACAUUUAUCCCUACCUCGAGGAGUACCUCACCAGGUGGCGGCCCCACCUCAACCCCGACCACAACUUCGUGUUCAGCAAGAAGAACGGGGGGCGGCCGGACGCCAAGUGGGUGUACGCGGUCUUUUCGACGGCGGCCUACCGACUGACGGGCAAGCGCACCAACCCGCACCUCAUCCGCGACAUGAUCGUCACCUACCUCCGCGACACCGACGCGUCGGAGCGCGAGCUGGAGGCGUUGGCGAUCUACAUGGGCCAUUCCCUUAAGAUGCAGAAGACGACCUACGAUCGGCGCACCAAGCAGCAGAAGGUGGCCCCCGCGGUCCACCUGAUCCACUCCAUCAAGUCCACCUCCGCCCCCUUCCCACCACCGCCGCCGCCCCCUCCGCUCCCCACUACGGGUCGUCGAGCCGCCGCGGGCCAAUCGGGAAAGGCCUAG